AUGUCGACUAAACUGCAGGUCUCGAAGGCGGUGACCAAGAAAAACACAGCCACGGGUGGCCCCGUGCAAAGUCCAGGCAAGGUGCAGAAUGGUACGAAGAAGAAGAGCACGGAGGCUGCACCCAAACCCCGGACAUCUAGCGGUGACGGCCCUCCUGGUGGCGAGCUUCGCAAGUCCAGCCGCCCUCGAAAGGCGAAAGUGUGGUUUGAGGAAGGGGCGGAUGCUACCGAAGAAGGUGCUGAUCCUGUUAAGUAUGUCGGGAACAACCUUGAUGGCGAGGAUGUGGACAACCAGAAACACGAGGACGAAGCUGAGGCCAACGGCAAGUCGGGUGACGUGGGCGAAAAAGAGGUGGACGAGGCAGUAGACGAGGCCGGCGACGAGCCGGAAGAGGAAGACUUGGCGGAGGACGAUGCUGAAGAGAAGGCGGAUGAAGAGGAGGGUGACGAGGCGGAGGAAGAGGAGGGUGACGAGGCGGAGGAAGAGGAGGGUGACGAGGCGGAGGAAGAGGAGGGUGACGAGGCGGAGGAAGAGGAGGAUGAUGAGGCGGAGGAAGAGGAGGAUGACGAGGUGGAGGAAGAGGAGGACGAGGAAUCUGAGGAAGGGCAGGGGGAUGAGGACGAGGCUGAGAAGGGAAGCGAGAAAGGCGAUUCGGCGGAAGUGGGGGAAGGUGCGGAUGCGCACAAGCCUCAAAUCACAAGGAAGGCUAGCUUUGACGAGAUGCUGGAAGAGCAGGGUGACGCUGAUGACGAAGACAUGGAGGAUGAGGCUGUGGCUGAGGAACGUGCUAUGCUGCUUGGGAAGCUGAAGGCACUCGAUGAGAUCAAGGAACCCGUUGUCAGCUCGAAGCCUGCUAGAAAGGGUGUGAAACGUCUUCCGCGUUCAGAACCCUCUAAGGUUCCUGCUAAGCCACCGCGUGGGAAAGAUGCAGUCACAUCGGCUAAGGGAAAGGAUAAAGUUCUGGCGACCGAGAGUAUUCUCGGUGGGAAGUCGAAACGGGAGUUCGCCUUGGUGGUUGGCGGUGCGCAGAAAAAGCAGAACACCAGUGAAGUGUCGGCCAAACCGAAGUCAAAUCCUACGGCAGCAGGCGCUGGGACCAGCGGGGGAAAGGCCAAGGCAGGCGCUGGGGCAAGCGGGGUAAAGGCCAAGGCAGGCGCUGGGGCAAGCGGGGUAAAGGCCAAGGCAGGCGCUGGGACCAGCGGGGUAAAGGCCAAGGCAGGCGCUGGGACCAGCGGCGUAAAGGCCAAGGCAGGCGCUGGGGCUAAACCGACCUCUAAGGAGGCCAACACAAAAACCAAAGGUCAGACUUUUGCCGCAUUGUAUAGCACUGCGGGAUGGUACCACUUUUUAUUCGUGGCAUGCUUGCUGAUGUCACGUCGCUUUCCAUCCUUCCCUGCCGUCGCUUUCCUCCCAUCCAUGCCGUCACCGUCAUCCCAUCCCUGCCGUCACCUUCAUCCCAUCCCUGCCGUCCCCUUCAUCCCAUCCCUGCCGUCACCUUCAUCCCAUCCCUGCCAUCACCUUCAUCCCAUCCCUGCCGUCACAUUCAUCCCAUCCCUGCCGUCCCCAUCAUCCCAUCCCUGCCGUCCCCUUCAACCCAUCCCUGCCGUCACCUCCGACCCGUCUCUCAGUCACCUUUCCUCCAUCUCUUCCGUCCCGUAUACAAUCAACAGCUCCCAAUCAGCACCUCCUAACCACAACAUUAAACCCCGCUUGCUUCCCCACCCAGGCCUAGGGAGGCAUAGGGUGGUGAGGCUUUACCUAAACCCCAACUCCCCUCUGCUUGCCUGCCCACUCUCCCCUCAACCCGAAACCCCACCUGCUACCCUAAAUACAGGCCUAGGGAGGCAUAGGGAGGUGAGGCUUUACCUAAACCCCAACUCCCCUCUACCUGCCUGCCCACUCUGCCCUCAACCCAAAACCCCACCUGCUACCCUAAAUCCAGGCAUAGGGAGGUUAAGGGAGGUGUUGCUUUACCUAAACCCCAACUCCUCUCUGCUUGCCUGCCCACUCUCCCCUCAACCCCAAACCCCACUUGCUUCCCCUUCCAAGCAUAGGGAGGUGAGGAUUUACCUAAACCCCAACUCCCCUCUGCUUGCCUGCCCACUCUCCCCUCAACCCCAAACCCCACUUGCUUCCCCUUCCAGGCAUAGGGAGGUGAGGCUUUACCUAAACCCCAACUCCCCUCUGCUUGCCUGCCCACUCUCCCCUCAACCCCAAACCCCGCUUGCUUCCCCAUCCAGGCAUAGGGAGGUGAGGCUUUACCUAAACCCCAACUCCCCUCUACCUGCCUGCCCACUCUGCCCUCAACCCGAAACCCCAUCUGCUACCCUAAAUCCAGGCCUAGGGAGGUUUAGGGGGGUGAUGCUUUACCUAAACCCCAACUCCCCUCUGCUUGCCUGCCCACUCUCCCCUCAACCCCAAACCCCACUUGCUUCCCCUUCCAGGCAUAGGGAGGUGAGGCUUCACCUAAACCCCAACUCCCCUCUGCUUGCCUGCCCACUCUCCCCUCAACCCCAAACCCCACUUGCUUCCCCUUCCAGGCAUAGGGAGGUGAGGCUUUACCUAAACCCCAACUCCCCUCUGCUUGCCUGCCCACUCUCCCCUCAACCCCAAACCCCGCUUGCUUCCCCAUCCAGGCAUAGGGAGGUGAGGCUUUACCUAAACCCCAACUCCCCUCUACCUGCCUGCCCACUCUGCCCUCAACCCGAAACCCCACCUGCUACCCUAAAUCCAGGCCUAGGGAGGCAUAGGGAGGUGAGGCUUUACCUAAACCCCAACUCCCCUCUACCUGCCUGCCCACUCUGCCCUCAACCCGAAACCCCACCUGCUACCCUAAAUCCAGGCAUAGGGAGGCAUAGGGAGGUGAGGCUUUACCUAAACCCCAACUCCCCUUUGCUUGCCUCCCCACUCUCCCCUCAACCCCAAACCCCACUUGCUUCCCCAUCCAGGCAUAGGGAGGUGAGGCUUUACCUUAACCCCAACUCCCCUCUUGCUUGCCUGCCCACUCUCCCCUCAACCCGAAACCCCACCUGCUACCCUAAAUACAGGCCUAGGGAGGUGAGGCUUUAUCUAAACCCCAACUCCCCUCUUGCUUGCCUGCCCACUCUCCCCUCAACCCGAAACCCCACCUGCUACCCUAAAUACAGGCCUAGGGAGGUGAGGCUUUAUCUAAACCCCAACUCCCCUCUGCUUGCCUGCCCACUCUCCCCUCAACCCGAAACCCCACUUGCUUCCCAUCCAGGUUUAGGGAGCCACUUGCAAACCCUUACCGCUUGCCUUCCAUAUCUGCCACCUCCCCUAUCCCCCUCCAAUCUACAGGAAUUGUCUAGGCGUGUAGCAACACAUCUUUUCUUCAACAUUGAAGCUUCAACGAUUCAGUUCUACCCAUCUGCGGAAGAGGCCUUAGAUCAUGGGUUUAGCGAGUUUGUGUCGCCACAGGUUCUGGCCUCGUUGCGUGCGCUCUUUCAGCACAACGAUGCCAGCACCAGAGGGGUCUUUUUCGAGCAGCUGUCCUCAACUAGGACUUCUAUCAACGGCUGGAUGAGAAAGGUGGCACUCACGGCGUUGGGUCGGCAGGCGAACAGGUGCUACUUGGGGAGGUUACCAGCAGAUCUGCUUGCCCCACUCGAGUUCUACACGGAUGAGGAGCUCAUUGCACGUUACAAGGAUGGGGAGAGGGGGCUGGCAUGGCAUCGGGAGCUCCUCAUCCCUUUCGGCAGCCUCAUCUUCUCGGUGUCCAUCAAGUUGGCUUUGGCGCGUCGUGGGGUCAAUUCUGAGAAGAUUAAGACCCGCCAGCUGGGUUGGAUCCUAUAUGCAUUUGAGUGGCCAAUCCUCAACAACGCGCCUGAUGGGAAGUUGAGUGGCAAGUGGGAGUACAAUCGGAUCCAGUACGAGGAGAUGUGCACCCGUGUGAAGCGGGAGGUCGAGAUCGCUGUCAUUGACCAUGGUGUCCCAUACGCCAAUAACACAAACACAUUCAACUUCCCCAACGGCGUCUACAUCGACGCGUCUGACAUGGAGACCCUUGUCAGCAGGGUGCAGGUAACAUUGCUGAAUUCCUCCCAUCUCAUCCGUCCCCUUCCUCCCAUCUCAUCCGUCCCCUUCUUCCCAUCUCAUCCCUCCCCCCUCUUCCCAUCUCAUCCGUCCCCUUCCUCCCAUCUCAUCCGUCCCCUUCCUCCCAUCUCAUCCGUCCCCUUCUUCCCAUCUCAUCCGUCCCCUUCUUCCCUUCUCAUCCGUCCCCUUCCUCCUAUCUCAUCCGUCCCCUUCCUUCCAUCCCCUUCCGUCCCCUAUGCCUCUUUGCACAGGCUGCACGACCUGCACCAGCCCGGGGGCGUAGCAGUGGCAGUAACAACUAGUAGCCGCAGCAUGGGGACAUGCGGAGCAGCAGUGGCAGCAACGGGACAGGUGCGGAGCAGCAGCGGCAGCAUGGGGACAGGUGCUGAGCAGCAGGGGCAGCAGGGGGACAGGUGCGGAGCAGCAGUGGCAGCAUCGGGACAGGUGCGGAGCAGCAGUGGCAGCAUCGGGACAGGUGCGGAGCAGCAGUGGCAGCAUGGGGACAGGUGCGGAGCAGCAGUGGCAGCAUGGGGACAGGUGUGGAGCAGCAGGGGCAGCAUGGGGACAGGUGCGGAGCAGCAGUGGCAGCAUGGGGACAGGUGCGGAGCAGCAGGGAAGGAUGUGGCAGUGCUCUUAUCAUCAGUAGAACCAACCCACCAUCAGUAG
Messenger RNA from Closterium sp. NIES-65, 4719 nucleotides. Lineage: Eukaryota; Viridiplantae; Streptophyta; Zygnematophyceae; Desmidiales; Closteriaceae. The record is from the annotation of a GenBank genome assembly.